GAGGAAAUAAAAAACUAUUGUGCCUCGUUAUUACAGGGAUCCGCAUUCGUUAUGAAUCUUCGUAACAAUUCAUGAGAGUCUAUCAGGUUGAAUGAAAAAAGAAAAAAAGACAAAAAGAAAAAAAAAUUAAAUAAAUAAACCAAGUUCUUUAACUCGCUGCUAAGUUCUAACUCUUUGUUUUUCGUGUUAUAGAACUCGAGCAAUUGAUCGUCCCGCAUUUUUCCUACUUCGUUUAUGCUAAUUGCCCAUUGUUUUCGUAAUAGAUCACCUCUGGGUCGUCCCAGCAGUCAUUACGUCGCUACAAUAUUCGCUUCUGUUAUCAAUCAAUUAUUCAGGGGAACACAAUGAUCCGUGACUCGUAGCCCGAGUUUUCAUUAUCAUUCUCGCUAAGGUUAAUAGAUCUAAUGGAAUAAACAAGUACGAAGAGCCACUGCUGGAAGUCUCGUCGUACUUUUUUACGUCUCGAUAGUUGUAUAAAUUGUGUAAUUGCUAAUUGCUCGAUUCUCACAGUAUAUUCUUAUCGAUUGUCUGAUAAGCGAUGAGAGAGAAAAAACAAAAAAAAAAAAAAAACAAACAACAAUCGUCGAACGCGAUUUCUAUCGCUCUGAUAAAAUGGUCGUCGUUAAGUUCGUGGUAUUUGGAGCUCGCGGGAGCGGAGUUUUUAUUAUUUGUGGGCGAUGCAGCGGCUGACAUUUAUCAAACGACACGCGAGCUUCGGGAGCUUUGCUGGAGCAUCGGAGAGCUCAAUAAUUCGAGGGGGCCGUGAGAAUAAGGAGCUCGUCGAAGCAACUUUUAGAACUAUUUCGAGUCUCGUUGGUCCGCAGGAAUGAGUCGCCGCACGAUGCUCCUACUAUUGUUUCUCUUAACGAUUAAUCGGGGCAACUGUACUUGCUCGACACCUUCGUACCUGUCGUUGCAACUGAUCCUGGAAUACGCAACGUGGAGGUCGUGGGAACAAAUAGUGCUUUUUGCUGAGCUCGGCUCUUCGAAAAACUGUGUUUUCGAAUACGCGCGAUCGCUCAUUACAUGCCUGAGCGAAAAGGGCAUCAGUUUGGCCAUUGAACCACUCUCGAAUCCAAAGUUAUCGGAGGUUCUUGAAAUUCGGAGACACCGAGUCGGAUCGGUCGUUCUUCUCGAUGGACUCAACCUCACCUCCCCGGACAGCGUCCUCAAGGUGGCUUCGAACAAACGACUCUUCAACUACUAUGUCUCCUGGUUUUUGGUGACAAAUGAUCCUGAGGAUGCCAUCAUCGAUACGAUACUUCGUAAUUUAACUAUUGGAAUAAAUACAGACGUCGUUGUCGGGACGGCCUUUCACUCGGAGGAACCACCACGAGAAAUAAUGCGCUCCAAGUUCAACAGAUCUUGCAGCGCUUUGAGGACGUACGAGAAGAAAUUGUCGUCGCGAAAUUUGGCACAAAUUUCAGGGCGUUAUUAUGAGGAAAACAUAACGAGAAACCUCGAUUAUUCGACGAUGGAAAAUCGCACCGUGGCUUUCUAUCUCGUCCACGUUUACAAGAUUCGAAUUGAUGAUAAUUCGAGCCUCGUUGUCGAUCCUCUCGGAUCUUGGAGCCCCGGAUCACCGGCCUUGAAUCUUCCCGUGAGUACGGAGCUGAGAAACAACUUCAACCGCCUUCCAAUAAUCGUAGGAAUAUUGAAUGGGACUGGCGGGGGUCAAAAGAGCGGAGAAACAGACGGCGAAGAGGAUGUUGCUGAAAUUCAGCCGUUGCACGACUUCGUAGUCUUCUUAGCGAAAAGUUUAAACGCGAGGAUGGAAGUGGUACCUUACGAAAAAUUGGGGACAAUGACGAAGAAAGUUUGGGAUAAUCUUCUCGGCGGUGUUUUCGAAGGCAAGGUGGACAUAGGCCUGGGUUACAUCACGAUCAAUGAUGAACGACAACGAGAUAUGAGCUUCACUCAUCCGCUCAUUCGCUACACAAGAAAUAUUUACAUUCGUCCUCCCGAAUCUGGAACGAUGAGAGACAUAUUUCUUCAGCCAUUCAACAGUCGAAUGCUUUUGUGCGUCGCUCUCAUGCACUUUUUGAUAAUUGUUGUCAUUGGUACGAUCAACUAUGCGGCGAGAAACGCUCUCAAAGGCGACGACAAAUCGAAGCAUCCGGGCCUCGGCGAAGCAACGCUUUGGUGUAUUAGUAUUUUGUGCAUGCAAGGAUCGCCCUGGAGUCCGUCGAGCAUAUCCGGAAAAACUGCGUUGCUCGCGAGCCUCAUAUUUGCUUUGGUGAUCUAUAACGCAUACGCCGGAUUUAUAACGUCGAUCCUAUCCGUCCAGGCAGCCGGUAUUCGAACCCUCGAGGAUGUGUUGCGUAACAACUUUAAGCUGGGUUACAGCGACAUCGACGACGAAUAUGUGCGCAACGCCAAUGACAGUGACCUUCGACAACUGUACAUAAAAGCAUUCAACGGGCGAGAAUCGAAGCUGGACACGACUCUCGGUCUCCAGAGAGCUGUGAAGGGCGGCUACGGGUUUUUCGUGAGCGCGACGUUGGCCCGGCGAGCCCUCGGCACGUCGCUCAUUCAGGAGCGAUGUUUGAUCAAGGAAAUCGAAGUCCGACAAACUUUUACGAUCGUCGCUUUGCCCAUGGAGAAGCACAGUCCUUACGCGAAAAUCAUAAAUUUGAGUAUAUUGAGGAUGAAAGAGCGCGGUGUGAUCGAUCGAAUACGAGAGAGAAUGUUACCCGACAUGCCUCAGUGCCAGGCCUUAACGACCUUUCACAGCGCUCGCAUCGCUGACGUAUAUUCCGCUUUCAUAAUCCUCGUUAUCGGGAUCGUAACGUCUUUCUGUCUCGGAGUAUUCGAAAGAAUUUGGGACCAGCGACGCAGAGUGCGAACUCGUCUGUCUCGAGGAUUAUUCGGGAUGAAAAAAUUCGACAAGAAUUUGAGGCGCUCGAUGAAAAUGAGCUUGGAAAAUAACGUGAAACCAACUCUUCAUCGUUCCAUCAAACUCACCUCGGACGAUCGCCACGACAAACUCAACGCUUCGUUUAACCUCGGACGAGUUCGUGACAAACCGUUCGCGAGAUUAUCCCCGAAUAAAAAUGACCUCGAAGACAGCGACGUCGACAGGGACAAAUUCCAAAUUUACCCAUUUCAACAUUAGCGAGGAAGAAAAACAAUGACAAAGUCUUAAGAUUUAUUAUUUAUUCUCUCCAAUAUUGCGGUGUCGACUCCGAUCAGGAGACAAAAGUAUAACUAUAAAAUCGUAUUAAUCAAUAUCGUAGAAGUAUUAGAAGAAAAAGUGAGCAAAAAUCAGUGUAAAAAUGCGGUGAACGUUGCGUCGCAAACA
Venturia canescens is the source of this 3301-nucleotide messenger RNA. RefSeq names its product glutamate receptor 1-like. The record is from RefSeq and is a predicted model, not a curated record. The coding region runs from base 827 to 3115 and encodes 762 amino acids. The transcript has 11 exons. Gene Ontology annotation, molecular function: ligand-gated monoatomic ion channel activity. Gene Ontology annotation, cellular component: membrane. Lineage: Eukaryota; Metazoa; Arthropoda; Insecta; Hymenoptera; Ichneumonidae.